Messenger RNA from Panicum virgatum (switchgrass), 776 nucleotides. RefSeq lists its product as uncharacterized. Lineage: Eukaryota; Viridiplantae; Streptophyta; Magnoliopsida; Poales; Poaceae. Bases 254 to 592 code for a protein of 112 amino acids. Gene Ontology annotation, cellular component: chloroplast. The transcript has a single exon. The record is from RefSeq and is a predicted model, not a curated record.
CACCCCACCGCCACCGGCCGGUGGUGGCCAUGCGCUAGCUGACUAGCUCCAUGCGGAUAAGCCGCUUGUGGCCGCCUCGCCCUCCCCGUCGCAACCACCACCCAAUCACCAACCCCCGCUUAUAUACCCACUGGCCACUCGCCGCCUCACGAAAUCGGAGAGGCCAUCAGAGCUGCGGCGCAUCCUGCAUUUCUUUCCACCAGGACCAGAUCGUGGCUGCGAGAAGCUCCAGCUGCCUAGCUAGCUAGCUACCAUGGCGUCGGUGGGCUUUGGCAGCACCGUGGCGCCCGUCGCGCCGGCGUCGUCUUCGGCCGCGGGCAGGAGCCGGGCGCGGCGGUCCGUGCUGGCCGUGCCGGCCGCCACGAGGGGCAGCCCCGCGCCGGCCAAGGAGGAGAAGAGCCUCGUCGACUUCAUCUUCGGCGCCAUCUUCAAGAAGGACCAGCUCGUGGAGACGGACCCGCUCCUCAACAAGGUCGACGGCGCGCCGCCCCGGGGCGGCACCACGGCCGGCGGCAAGAAAGCUGCCGCCAGCGACGACGGCGUCAGCGGUUUGGGGUUCAACAUCGGCGGCCUCUUCGACAGGAAAGGCUGAUCGAGUGAUUUCUCAAACUCGAAGCUGGAUCGAUUUGCUUUGGAAAAAUUGAUUGCGCAUAUAUACGUGUGGUGUGAGGUGGCUCCGAUCCCCCUUUCAAAACUCAAGUGAUUCCUUUUUCUAUGUCAUAAUGUGAUAUACUACUUGAUACUUCACGCAGCAGCAGCAUUUCUUGUUCUUUUUA